ACUAAAUAAAAUCCAAAUGUAACUAUCACUGACCAAAUUAAGUUUCAUUGGGUCGUUUGUCUAUUCCUAAUUACUGUUUGUUCAAUCCUCUAAAAUUAAUCCAUGGCUUCUUCAUCAGACCAAACACAACAUUGAACUAACAACAACAAGAACGAAGAAGAUGACGAAGAUCAAGUGUUGGGCAACAAGGUUGUCGGGGCAGAGCAACAACAAACACGCAGUGAAGGUGACCCAAUUGAAGCUUGAAUUAGGAUUGUUUGGAGUCAGGGUGGGUGCUGCAAACGACAACGUGGCUAUUGAAAUAACAGGAAUUGCUACAAAGAAAGAUAAAGGGAAGAAUUUUUCUUCUUCUACGAGUUCAAAGCCAAAAACGACACCUCUUCCACUCGUUCCCUUUCAUCGCACCCCAAAACGACGAUGCGCUCACACCACUUCUGUUCGUAGAUUCCUCAGUUCCAAAGCACCCUCUCUCGUAUGGGAAGCUCGCGACCUCUGCGGGUUUCAUCUAGUCCUCAAAGAUGGGCCCUUUGAUGCUUGCGACAUGGCAUUUCAUGUCUUAUAUUCACAGGGAUGUGUAGGAGAAUCUAAAGCUAAAAUGACGGUGGUCGGAAAAGUGGAAACGAGCGUGGCCGUGGAGGAGUUGCUGGUGAGGGAAGAAUUGAAGACACGGUCCAAUUCUCAUCAUCACUUUCAAAGGAGGCUUCCAAUCAAAUUGAGGGUCAAUGGUUUGAUAAUCGAAGCUACCCUUUUGGUCUCUAUGAGGUUAUUGAAGCUGAGGGAUUCCAAUGAUGAUUCAGCGACGACCGGACCUUUCGAAAACUGGGUCGAGCCAGAGAAGAAACAUGGGAUUAUAGGGAAAGUGAAGUGCUUGACAAGCUUAGGGAAGAAAAAUAAUGGUAAGUUUGAUGAAGCAGAACAAACAAGCCCUUAUGAGUCGGAUGGCUCUCCCGUGUUUGACUCAGAUGACUCGUCGAAUGAGUCCACCACAAGCAGUGGCAGUAGCAAGAGCAGUGGAAUUCACAACGCAGGGUCAAGACUCACUAUUGGGUCUGAGAGGUUUACAAGCUCAGAGACAAAGUCUUGUUUGGAUACAGUGCAGAGGAGUUGGUCCCAGUUGUCACACAAUAGAAGCUUCAAAGAGUGGAAGAACCCUAAGACAAGCACAAACAGACUAGAAACUCAAACCACCUAUCAUGGUUAUUCACUGAAAUCGAAUGAACUUUCUCCACAAUUGUACCAUAAAGACAGUGCUAGUAGUUGGGAAAUGAAGGGAAUUUUAAGUAGAGAUGGGCAAGCAAAGCUCAAAACCAAUGUGUUUUUCGCUUCCUUUGACCAAAUGAGUGAACAAGCCUCUGGUGAGAGUGCUUGCACGGUCUUAGUUGCACUCAUAGCUCACUGGCUCCACUCCAACCAGGGUAUGCCAACAAGAGCACAAUUUGAUUGUCUCAUCAGACAAGGUUCGUCUCAAUGGAGAAGGUUGUGCAACAAUGAUUACUACUCAAAGCUCUUCCCAGAUAAACAUUUUGAUUUGGAGACCAUCAUAGAAGUCAAUUUGAGACCUCUAGUUGUUUUGCCUCAGAAAUCAUACACAGGGUUUUUCUCACCUGAGAAGUUCCAUUGCUUGAAAGGAGCCAUGUCUUUUGAUGAAAUUUGGGAUGAGAUAAAGAGCAAGGUGGUUGAUCAAGAGCCAAGAAUUUACAUAGUGAGUUGGAAUGAUCAUUUCUUUGUUUUGAAGGUAGAAGCAAACGCUUAUUAUAUCAUUGACUCUUUGGGUGAGCGACUUUUUGAAGGGUGCCAACAAGCAUUCAUAUUGAAGUUUGAUGAUUCGAGUGUGAUAUAUGGGAAAAUGGACAAAUCAAAAGAGGUCCCUUUAAAGGGAAUUAAUGAUGCAAAAAAUGAGGAAAGUCGGGAGAUAAUUUGCCGUGGUAAAGAGUGCUGUAAAGAGUUCAUCAAACGCUUUCUGGCAGCAAUACCACUUUGGCAACUAGAGAAGGAGGAGAGGAAAUGGAAUGGUUCAAGUUCCUAUCUUCACCGGCAAUUGCAAAUUGAUUUCCAUUAUAGCUCUUCAACAUCCUCAGCUGCUUCUUUGUGGUCUUUCUUAACAAGUGGACCUUUAGAAGCCUAACUGUGUAGCCUGACACAUUCAUGGGAUUUAUAACCAUGAACAUGUACUAAAUCUUUGAAGACCUUGUAGCUUUAGAAUUAAUGCUUUUAAACCUUGGGCGUGUCAUGUUAUGUCUCGUGUUGCAAACUUAGGUAGACAUCAUGGACCAGAUAAAACCAUGUUAUGACCAUAAUUCAAGGAGACUGUUGCCGGCAGCUAAACUAAUGCAUAAAUCAUAAAUGUUCUCAGAAGUAGAGAAGAGUCUGGCCAAUGAGCAGUGAUUUUCAUCCCCAAACUUUUCAAAACCCUUUAAAUUUGUCCUAACUUCUAUCACUGCUUGAAAUAAUAAAUUUGCAUACGUAACAUUUU
This is a messenger RNA of Abrus precatorius (Indian licorice), 2473 nucleotides long. RefSeq lists its product as uncharacterized. The coding region runs from base 161 to 2125 and encodes 654 amino acids. The record is from RefSeq and is a predicted model, not a curated record. Lineage: Eukaryota; Viridiplantae; Streptophyta; Magnoliopsida; Fabales; Fabaceae. The transcript is spliced from 4 exons.